Lycium barbarum (goji berry) is the source of this 609-nucleotide messenger RNA. Its product is annotated as secreted RxLR effector protein 161-like. The transcript has a single exon. Lineage: Eukaryota; Viridiplantae; Streptophyta; Magnoliopsida; Solanales; Solanaceae. The record is from RefSeq and is a predicted model, not a curated record. The coding region runs from base 1 to 609 and encodes 202 amino acids.
AUGACUAGACCUGACUUAGCAUUUGCAGUUCAAGUCCUAAGCCAAUACAUGCACACACCAAAGCAGUCUCAUUGGGAGGCAGCACUCAGAGUAGUGAGGUAUAUCAAAGAAGUACCAGGUCUUGGACUGUUGAUGCCAUCAGAAUCCACAAAUGAGCUAGUUGCAUAUUGUGACUCUGAUUGGGGUGGAUGCUUGGAAUCUAGGAGGUCAGUAACUGGAUAUUUAGUAAAGUUGGGAGAAGCCUUGAUCUCUUGGAAGUCAAAAAAACAAGAAACUGUAUCAAGGAGCUCUGCAGAAGCAGAAUUCAGAAGCAUGGCCUCAUGUGCAGCAGAAGUAACUUGGCUAGUUGGAAUCCUAAAAGAGCUAGGAGUUCAAAUUGAUCUACCUGUAUCAAUGAUCUGUGACAGUAAAGCUGCAAUUCAGAUUGCAGCUAAUCCCAUCUUUCAUGAAAGAACAAAGCAUAUUGACAUUGAUUGUCACUUUGUGAGAGAAAGAAUUACUCAAGGAAUGUUGAAGACUGAAUAUAUACACACAAAGGAGCAACUGGCAGACUUGUUCACUAAGAGUCUUGGAAAAGCUCAGCAUCAAUAUUUGCUAAGCAAACUAUAG